Messenger RNA from Pungitius pungitius (ninespine stickleback), 3937 nucleotides. It is a transcript of the gene epb41l5, whose product is annotated as erythrocyte membrane protein band 4.1 like 5. Lineage: Eukaryota; Metazoa; Chordata; Actinopteri; Perciformes; Gasterosteidae. The record is from RefSeq and is a predicted model, not a curated record. The coding region runs from base 271 to 2589 and encodes 772 amino acids. Gene Ontology annotation, cellular component: cytoskeleton. The transcript is spliced from 26 exons. Gene Ontology annotation, molecular function: cytoskeletal protein binding.
GGAUUUAUCGUGACGUCACAUCCUGAAGAAAGCUUUGCCUCCUACUUUUUGUCGGGACCUGGGAGAGGAAAAAUUAUCCCGCAGAGGUAAACGCGUUGUAAAGAAGAAAAAAGAAGACGAAAGAGGAACAAGUUACGAACCAUGGACGUGUACAAGGUUGCUGUUUAGUCGUCUAUCAUGCAAGCGGACGUCCUCUCGCCGUGAAUUGAUUAUUUUGUGUGGCAGUGUAACCCCCCCCACCACUCAUACCCCGCCGCCAUCUCUCCCAUAAUGCUCAGUUUCCUGCGCAGGACGCUGGGCAGACGGUCCAUCCGGAAACAUGCAGAGAAAAGUCGGUUACGGGAGGCCCAGCGAGCCACGACGCACAUCCCCGCUGCUGGGGACGCAACGUCUGUCAUCACCUGCCGCGUGUCCUUACUGGACGGGACGGACGUCAGCGUUGACCUGCCGAAAAAAGCAAAAGGCGAGGAGCUGUUUGACCAGAUCAUGUACCACCUGGACAUCGUAGAGAAGGACUACUUCGGACUUCGCUUCAUGGACUCUGCACAAGUGCCGCACUGGCUUGAUGUUACAAAAAGUAUCAAGAAACAAGUUAAAAUUGGCCCACCGUACUGCCUUCACCUGAGGGUUAAGUUUUACUCCUCAGAACCAAACAACCUGCACGAGGAGCUCACCAGAUACCUCUUUGUGUUACAGUUAAAGCAAGACAUCCUCAGUGGCAAGCUAGAAUGUCCGUUUGACACCGCGGUGGAGCUGGCUGCCUUCUCGCUACAGGCUGAGCUCGGGGAUUGUGACCCAUUAGAACAUAAUCUGGACCUGGUGUCAGAGUUUCGUUUCACCCCCAACCAGACAGAGGACGUGGAGCUGGAGAUAUACAACAAGUGGAAGGAGUGCAGAGGUCAGAUGCCAGCCCAAGCUGAAAUAAACUACCUGAAUAAAGCCAAGUGGCUGGAAAUGUAUGGUGUGGACAUGCAUAUGGUCAAGGCAAGAGAUGGCAAUGAGUACAGUCUGGGUUUGACACCCACUGGAGUUCUGGUGUUUGAAGGGGAAACCAAGAUAGGGCUCUUCUUCUGGCCCAAGAUCACUUGUCUGGAUUUUAAGAAGAGCAAACUGACGCUUGUGGUAGUGGAGGACGAUGACCAGGUGAACGGCAAAGAACAGGAGCACACUUUUGUCUUCAGGAUGGACCACCCCAAGGCCUGUAAGCACCUCUGGAAGUGUGCCGUAGAGCACCAUGCCUUCUUUAGGCUGAGAGGGCCGGUCCAAAAGAACUCUGCAAGCUCCGGGUUCAUCCGCAUGGGAUCACGCUUCAGAUACAGUGGGAAGACUGAGUAUCAGACAACCAAGGCCAACAAAGCCAGACGGUCCGCCUCCUUUGAGAGAAGGCCCAGUCGCCGGUACUCCAGGAGAACCAUGCAGAACAGAGGAGCGUUCCAUCCCCAGGAGAUUCUGUCCUCAGGCAACGGCUUCAGCUCCAGCAGAGGCAUCAAGGCUCCUCCCGGUAGAAGUGCCUGGUCCUCGGCGCCCGUGGUCACCCCAGCAUCUGCUUCUGCCUGUGCACCCAUGGAAAUUGAAGCUCUACCCAGGAGUCCUGGAGGAGAAAAGAGGAGCCUCCCCGCGGUCGCUGACCUGAUGGAGACGUGCAUUGAUGACGUCCUCAGGGCCCCUGUCAACCCCGCCGAGACGUCCGCGGACGAGGCCGGACCGAGCUGCGCCUACGCACCCCCCGGCGCCACCGGGGAAGACCCCCUCGGCCUCGCUGAAGCGGCCGCUCGGCUGAAGCAGCUGGAGUUGGAGAGCAGCCCGCUUCUCGCCGCUCCAAAGAACGUCAACGUCAACAUGGCCAUGAACAAUCAGGAGGACGUGGUGAAGCUCACGGAGAAGUGUGGACUGAGCAGCGCCGGCGGCAGUCCCGUCGUCGCGGCGCUCUGCCCCCCAGAGGAUCUGAAGAGCAACAUCCUGAAGGCGCAGGUGGAGGCCGCUGCCCUCAAGGGAUCUUUGGAGGAACAUGUCGUGGUUGUUGGUGAUAAAAACUGUAACCUGCAGGAGGCCUCAGCAAGGUUGAAGGUUCGUUCCGGGCGACUGGGCAGCAACUCGUCUCUGUCCCUCAGCAGCCGCCCUGAAGUCCCCGAGUCCCGGGACCUGCUCAAGUCAGGGGCCAGUGCAGAGAGGCUCGCCAACGAUCUGCACCCGGCUGCUCCCAAGGUUCCUCUGACUCCCUCGGAGUCUGCCAGCGAGGGCGCGGCGCCGAAGGGAAAAGCUGAGGAACUUCACAACAUCGGCCCGCUGUCCGACAACCUGAUCGACUUCACGGACGCUGCUCCCGUGUUACCACCAGUGCAGCAGCCCAAACCUCCCAUCACGCCUCGCUGGAUCAUUCCUGCUGCUGCUCCUCCCGGCGCCUUUACUAACGGCCUCCUCGACCUUGACCCCCCUGCUAAGGUCAACCCUCUCCUCCCUGCAGAUGGGGGAGCCGCUGUCACCCCGGCCCUCCCCCACCUCGUGCACACACAUAACACCAUCUCUGGCAGCUCUGCAGCCCCGGAGGACGGAGCCAAACCCAGAGGUCUCCUGACCACUGAGCUCUGAUGGAGAGACGAGGAGCGGCCAUCACCACCCCCCCCCCCCCCCUACACACACACACACACACACACACACACACACACACCGAGGUUGUGAGGGACGUUGCACCCACACUGACGCACAUACGGGACAAACUGAACUUGGCACACAGGAGAAUUAUAGGAAUGUGAUGACAGUUUCUUUUCGAGACGACGUGACGCGUAGCCUAGUUUUUGUUAAUCGUGUAGCUUCGGUGUGGACGUCCUCAGGAGACCUAACUGCCGAGUCUCCGUCUCUCUCGCUGGUUUGCUGCAGAGGGGAAGUCGGGUCUGACGCUCUAAAGUCUCUCGGCACUGAAGGGAAACAAAAGCAAAAGGGAACGCUGCUUUUCUCCCGUUUGUUGUUUUUUAAUUCCUCCCUUUUUAGUUUUAUUACUGUUCAUUCACACCACUGGAUCGGGUUCACUGGAUGAAGGACCAGAACAAUCCAGCUGACGCUGUAUGAAGACCACUGGAAAUGUUUUGCAACACUGGAGCUUGAAAUCGACGUUUUGCAUCGGACGACGACGUAGCUGACCGCUUUUUUUAUUUUUAUCCUGCUCCUACUUUCCCUUUUUGAACGUUGUAAUCAUUGAUGAAGUCCGUUGUGUUACUUUGUGAACUCGUCGUGACUCUGAGUAACACUGAGGUUUGUGUAAAGUCAUCCCAUCCUCGAAGCCUCUACCUGCGAUGAUCUUUACCUUGAAAAUCAACGACGUAAAUGCAAGAGGCCGCUUUGGGUGGAUUGUGAAGUGAUUUGCAGAAGAUGCUGCUGGGAUGAAUGUGCUGCAGCUUCUGCCUUAUGGAAAAGAAUGUACUCGGAUGUGAGAAGGCUGAACCACGCGCUCUCUGGGUCUGAUCCGCUUCCCAACUGGAGGGAAACAUCUCAACCAUCCCAUUUCGUCAUGUGUCACGUUCUUAACCUCAAUACGAUAGACAUUGUAACCACUAAAGUCACAGCCUCAUUUCAGUCUUGUCUGUGAACAAAGGGAGCCGACUCUCUUAUUUAUGCCACUGCUCGCUGUUCAGAUAUUUGUCCGAAAGUGUUGUAACAGUUUUAAAGUAUUGUCAGUAUAAUGGCAUCAGCUGGCUGUAGAUAUGAAGUAGAUUUAUAUAUUUUCUUUUUUGGGGAAAAUAAUGUUGGCAGUAUUGUUAUGACACACUGAGAAGAUUCCUGCUUUGAGGAGGUCUGUAAUUACAAAAUAAGUAGGAAAUGUGUCACUGAUCAGGCUGACUGGAAAUACAGAUUGUGACCUUUCAAAUGCAAUUUUAUAUAUACUUAUAUUUUUUUUCUGGAAUGCCUGAUCAUGACUCAGUAAAGCUUUGCUACAGUAGAA